UCAAGAGUGGGAAUGUGGAAGGGAAAUGGCCCAGGUGGGGAGCAGGAAGCAGCCAUCCAGGGGACAGGGGGAGAGCUAGGGGGACAGGGGACCUGGGGCCUGGAAGAUGCCCCAGGCCUCUUGGCCAGGGCCUCCCUGCCCAUCAUGCUCUGGCCUCUACCCUUGGCCUCUUCAGCCCUCACUUUGCUCCUUGGAGCCCUCACUUCCCUGUUCCUUUGGUACUGCUAUCACCUGGGCUCCCAAGACAUGCAGGCCCUGGGGGCUGGGAGUCAGGCUAGGGGGGUUAAUGGUGGGUCUGGGGGAUGCCCUGAAGCAGGCAGGCCAGGCCUGAGGAACUCUGGAGACCCUACAGAAGGUCCUGGGACGGAAGGUCUAGUGAGCCGUCGACUUCGGGCCUAUGCUAGGCGCUAUUCCUGGGCUGGGAUGGGUAGGGUGAGGCGGGCAGCUCAGGGUAGCACAAGCCUUGGAGGCGGUUCAGGGGUCCUGGGCAUUCAACGUCCAGGUUUGCUUUUCCUACCAGACUUGCCUUCAGCCCCUUUUGUGCCCCGGGAUGCCCAACGGCAUGAUGUAGAGCUUCUAGAGAGCAACUUCCCUGCCAUCUUGCGGGAUUUUGGGGCUAUAAGCUGGGACUUCUCAGGGACUACUCCUCUGCCUCGGGGCUGGUCCCCACCCAUAGCCCCUGGGUGCUACCAGCUCCUGCUGUACCAAGCAGGCCGGUGCCAACCUAGCAACUGCCGUCGGUGCCCUGGAGCCUAUCGGGCACUGAGGGGGCUUCGGAGCUUCAUGAGUGCCAACACCUUCGGCAAUGCUGGCUUUUCUGUCCUUCUGCCUGGGGCCCGGUUGGAGGGCUGCUGUGGACCCACAAAUGCUCGGGUCAGAUGCCAUCUGGGCCUGAAGAUUCCUCCUGGCUGUGAGCUGGUGGUCGGGGGCGAGCCCCAGUGCUGGGCUGAAGGACACUGCCUCCUGGUGGAUGAUUCCUUCCUGCACACAGUGGCUCACAAUGGCUCCCCUGAAGAUGGGCCUCGAGUAGUCUUCAUUGUGGACCUGUGGCACCCUAACGUGGCUGGGGCAGAGCGCCAGGCCCUUGACUUUGUUUUUGCACCUGACCCUUGAAGCAAGGUGUGCCCUUCAGACACCUGGGAUGGAGAGGUGCUGCCCUCAGGGAUGCAGGGACAGCACAAAUGGCAGCCAGGACCUCCUCUUCACUUAAGGGAUGAGGUGGGGGGAAUGCCAAGGGUAAGAAUUGGCUGGUGAGCCUUGAAAUAUAAAUUCUGAAUCCUCUCUCAACUCCUGACUGCUUUCUUCCCAGCUACCAGCCCAGGGAAGUGCUUGGGGCAGGGGCUCCUUUGUCUUCUGUGGUAAAAGUAGCCAGGUAUCUCCUUGACAUGGUCCUCCCAAGGGUCUCCCUGGAAGCCAGGAGCAGUGCCUUAACUCAACUUUAUUCCAAUAAUUUAAUAGAAAAUUAAAAUAAUAAAUAAUAUGAAACAGAACAAGAAAAUAGCUGAGCUGGAGCAGGACCAGGCCAGCUUAGUACACCGUUAAGGAGGUAGGGAGGAUGAUGGGGGUAGGAGGGAGGCUGGAGUAGGAGGUGGCUCAGAACUCAGAACUUGGUGGAUGUUACUAAGGGCUGGCUCAAUACUUGAAUACAUACAAUGUACUU
Perognathus longimembris pacificus (Pacific pocket mouse) is the source of this 1660-nucleotide messenger RNA. RefSeq names its product aspartate beta-hydroxylase domain containing 1 (gene Asphd1). The transcript is spliced from 3 exons. The coding region runs from base 13 to 1113 and encodes 366 amino acids. The record is from RefSeq and is a predicted model, not a curated record. Lineage: Eukaryota; Metazoa; Chordata; Mammalia; Rodentia; Heteromyidae.